AUGAAUAAACAUACUGAAACUAAUGUAACAAAUAUAAAUAUUCAGCCUACUAUAACUCUCCGACGGGGCAGGAGCAAAGGAAAGAUUAACAUAACAAACGAAACACCUAUCAAAAUAAAUUCUAAAACCAAUUAUGCCAGCAUUUCUAAUUCUAAUGGAAAUAAUGUAAAUUCUACAAAUACUCGACCUAUUAUAACGCUUCGAAGAGGCAGGAGUAAAGGAAUGAUUAAUGUAGCAAGCAAAGCUCCUAACGACACCAAUUCUGAAACCAAUUAUGCUGGUACUGCUAAUUCUAAUGGAAUCAAUGUAGAUACUAUAAAUGCUCAACCUACUAUAACCCUUCGAAGGGGCAGGAGCAAAGGAAAGAUUGAUGCAUCAAUAAUUGAAGAUUCAUCAAAUUCUUUAAGAAAAAGAAAGGCAACCGAAAAUGAACAACAACCAAAUCAAAAACCCACCAACACAGCAAAAACGUGGCCGAGGAAGGCCACGAAAAAAAAAAAAAUACAACCACAACCACAACUUGAACCACAACUUGAACCACAACUUGAACCACAACUUGAAUCACAACCCGAUCCACAACCGGAUCCACAAUCCCAACUCGAACAACAACCACAACUCCAACUCAAACCACAACCAAUAUUCGGAAGUGGUUAUACUGGAAUAUUUGGAUCGGGGAACAAAUAUUCCGCCGCACAAAGUGGUGAAGAUAAUGAGAAUGAUAAGGGUGUGAAAGAAGAAGUCCCUUUUGGGACAAGAAUUCGAACUUUAUUACAGGAACAAGAAGUAUCAACUGGGGAAGAAAAUGAGAUUACUCGAAUUGCAAUUAGAGCGAAAUUAUACUGUUUGAAUGUUCAGGAAUGGAAAGAAAGAGGAGUUGGAAUCCUAAGACUAAAUUAUUCAAAAAAUAAUGAAAAUUCUCCUCGAUUAGUUAUGCGUUCUGAAAACGUACUAAAAGUGAUCUUAAAUGUUGCAUUAUUUCAUGGAAUGCAAGUUGAAAGAUCACAAGAGAAAUUUUUACACAAUUCCAAUGAAGCGGAUGAAUUAUAUGAAGCCAUAAUGAAUGCAAUUCCUCCAUCUCAAAAUCAACCACUUCCUAAUAUAACUUCAGAAAUGUCAUUUUGA
Molecule: messenger RNA, 1122 nt
Organism: Diversispora eburnea
Lineage: Eukaryota; Fungi; Glomeromycota; Glomeromycetes; Diversisporales; Diversisporaceae
Source: the annotation of a GenBank genome assembly